Molecule: messenger RNA, 2399 nt
Organism: Callorhinchus milii (elephant shark)
Lineage: Eukaryota; Metazoa; Chordata; Chondrichthyes; Chimaeriformes; Callorhinchidae
Gene: tp73
Product: tumor protein p73
Exons: 14
Coding region: 110-2020 (636 amino acids)
Biological process (GO): apoptotic process; regulation of transcription by RNA polymerase II; protein tetramerization
Cellular component (GO): nucleus
Molecular function (GO): DNA-binding transcription factor activity, RNA polymerase II-specific; RNA polymerase II cis-regulatory region sequence-specific DNA binding; protein binding
Source: RefSeq, a predicted model, not a curated record
GCGAAGGAAGAGCGAAGGGGUUUGCGUAUUCCUGAGGGGGGGAAAGGACAAAAAAAAAAGAAAAGGGCGGGGAGUAAUUUAUCCAUCAUUUGACCAUUCUCCAGCCAAGAUGGCUCAAUCUUCACCAGCUGAUGAAGGCCACACAUUUGAAAAUCUCUGGAGCAGUCUAGAGCCAGACAGCACUUAUUUUGAUAUCCCCCAAACCAACCUCUCUGGCAACAAUGAAGCUGUCCCUAACUUGCCACAGAACCGGACCGAGGUUUGCAUGGAUGUGUUCCAGAUGAGAGACAUGAAUGAAUCUGUGAUGUCCCAGUUUAAUUUGCUGAACAGUACUAUGGAUCAGAGUAUCUCCAACCGAGCAUCCUCCGGCAGCCCUUACAACUCAGAACACACAUCGAAUGUCCCGACGCCAUCUCCCUACUCACAGCCCAGCUCCACAUUUGACACCAUGUCGCCUGCUCCAGCAAUCCCUUCCAACACAGACUACCCAGGACCCCACUUAUUCGAAGUCACCUUUCAACAGUCAAGUACAGCAAAAUCUGCAACCUGGACCUAUUCUCCACUGCUGAAGAAACUUUACUGUCAGAUUGCAAAGACUUGCCCGAUCCAGGCCAAAGUUACCUCACUACCACCUUCGGGCAGUGUUGUACGUGCUAUGCCCGUCUACAAAAAGGCUGAACAUGUGACUGAAGUUGUAAAACGGUGCCCGAACCAUGAGCUUGGGAGGGACUUCAAUGAUGGCCAGUCCGCACCAGCAAGUCACCUGAUCAGAGUGGAGGGAAAUAACCUUGCUCAGUACGUUGAUGAUCCCGUAACUGGACGCCAAAGUGUCAUGGUGCCUUAUGAACCGCCACAGGUCGGAACAGAGUUCACUACAAUUCUCUACAACUUCAUGUGUAAUAGCAGUUGUGUGGGAGGAAUGAACCGCAGGCCCAUCCUUAUCAUCAUCACUCUGGAGACGAGAGAUGGCCAGGUUCUCGGGCGACGAUCGUUUGAGGGUCGUAUCUGUGCCUGCCCCGGACGAGACCGGAAAGCAGACGAGGAUCACUACCGCGAGCAGCAAGCCAUCAACGAGAACGCCGCUAAAAACGCAAAUGGUAGCAAACGGCCUUUCAAGCAGACACCCCCGGGAGCUCAGGGGCCUACAGCAGGCAUAAAAAAGCGGAGGCACGGUGAUGAAGAAUUUUUCUACGUUCCUGUCCGAGGCCGUGAGAACUUUGAGAUCCUGAUGAAGAUUAAGGAGAGCUUGGAGCUGAUGGAACUGGUACCUCAACAGCUCAUCGACUCGUACCGUCAACAGCAGCAGCAGCAGCUCCUGCAGCGCCAGCAGCAGGCUUCAUCGGCCUACGGUGCAGUAAACCCGCCUAUGAACAAGAUUCCCAAUGUGAACAAACUGCCCUCCGUCAAUCAGCUGGUGGGGCAACCUUCUCAGCACAGCCCAAGCACUUCAGUCAAUCUCGGACCCAUGGGCCCGACUCUAAUGAACAACCACCACCACCAUCAUCAUUACAUGCCACCAAAUGGGAACAUGAACGGUGGAAAUCCUUCUCAGUCGACAGCCAUGGGACCAACCUCCCACUGCACGCCACCCCCACCUUACAAUGCAGACCCAGCUCUUGUCAGUUUUUUGACAGGAUUGGGUUGCCCUAACUGUCUGGAGUAUUUCACAUCACAGGGGUUGCAGACCAUGUAUCACCUGCAGAAUCUUUCUAUGGAGGAUCUUGGCGCAUUGAAGAUUCCAGAACAAUACCGCCUCCUCAUUUGGAGGGGGCUUCAGGAAUUCAAACCGGGGCACGAUUACAACUCGCCGCAGCUCCUCCGAUCCAGCAACAACAACCCCAGCGUAGGCGGGGAGCUGCAACGGCAGCGAGUCAUGGAAGCCGUUCACUUCAGGGUGCGUCACACCAUCACCAUCCCCAACCGAGGGGACGACUGGGGAGACUUCGGCUUUGACGUCCCCGAUUGCAAGACAAGGAAGCAGCCGAUCAAGGAGGAGUUUACGGAGAACGAGCUCAAUUAAAGAGAGAUGAGGGAAGAUAAAACGCCACAACUCCUUUACAGCUAGAGGAAGCACUGACUGUUGUAAAAUAAGCUCCGUAACCAGAGCGUGUGCUGUACCAGACCAGGCCUGCUUUACUGCUAUAAAUGUUGUUCCUGAAGAGCUCACACCCAGGCACGUUGAAUAGUUUUGCAGAAAAAAAGGGUCAGUUACAAACAAAGUAGGGGGUGAGUGAUCACCACCUCAGUACUGGGCUUGCAGUGAAUCAGUGCAACGUCCGUGUUUUUUUUUAUUGCGCAUUACUUCUCGAUCAUUUCUAUUCUGGAGACAGACUCCUUCCUGGCACAUCUCCAAAGGUUCUCUUCCUCCCCCCCUCCUACAUGUGCACACACACAAAUAC